AUGACUAAGACCGUUCUGAUCACUGGCUGUAGCUCUGGCAUAGGACAUGCACUUGCCCUCGAGUUCAAGGCAAAAGGUCUGAGAGUCUUCGCCACCGCCAGAAAGGCAUCCUCACUGGCAGAUUUGGAGGCUCGAGGCAUUGAGCCACUAUCGCUUGAAGUCACCAGCAUCGACAGUAUCAAAGCGUUGAAGGAUGAGGUUGCUUCUCGCACUGGUGGAGGGCUCGACUAUCUUGUCAACAAUGCAGGCCGCAACUACACCGUGCCCGCUCUCGACGUUGAUAUUGAUGAGGUCCGCUCGGUCUUCGAGACAAACGUCUUCGCCGUAAUGCGCAUGUGUCAGACCUUCGCACCCUUGCUCAUCGCAGCCAAAGGGACCAUCGUGCAAAUCGACAGCUUGGCGGGUAUCAUGCCCUACGUCUUCGGAUCCGUCUACGGCGCGUCGAAAGCGGCCUUGCACAGCUACAGCGACACUCUGCGCGUCGAGCUUGCGCCAUUUGACGUACGCGUCGUAAAUGUAAUCACAGGUGGCGUGAAGAGCGAUCUUGGUCGUAUCGAGCGAGUCCUGCCACGAGACUCUAUCUGUUUGCCAAUAGAGGAAGACUAUGCCAGGCGGCAGAAGUACACCUCCGCCCAGGCCAUCACCGCCGAAGACUAUGCGCACGCAGUGGUACCGCAGGUACUGAAUAUGACAGCUAAGGACACUCUCUGGGAGGGUGGAAUGGCAUGGGUGGUAUGGUUCCUGACGUUCUUUCCGCGGCGAGUUCUUGAUUGGCACUUCAGCAGAACCUUCAAGCUCUGGAAACUCAAGGGUAGCGACACCAAGAAGCUACGAUAG
Molecule: messenger RNA, 837 nt
Organism: Baudoinia panamericana UAMH 10762
Lineage: Eukaryota; Fungi; Ascomycota; Dothideomycetes; Mycosphaerellales; Teratosphaeriaceae
Exons: 2
Coding region: 1-837 (278 amino acids)
Biological process (GO): phosphatidic acid biosynthetic process; triglyceride catabolic process
Cellular component (GO): lipid droplet; endoplasmic reticulum
Molecular function (GO): acylglycerone-phosphate reductase (NADP+) activity; triacylglycerol lipase activity
Source: RefSeq, a predicted model, not a curated record